Messenger RNA from Amyelois transitella, 3118 nucleotides. RefSeq names its product phospholipase A2 group XV. Gene Ontology annotation, biological process: lipid metabolic process. The transcript has 7 exons. The coding region runs from base 355 to 1578 and encodes 407 amino acids. The record is from RefSeq and is a predicted model, not a curated record. Lineage: Eukaryota; Metazoa; Arthropoda; Insecta; Lepidoptera; Pyralidae.
UGGUUUGGUUUUGUUCGUUCGUUCGUAUUUUAAUAAUUAGGUAUUCAAAUCUUGAAUCUCAACUCAACAUUACAUUCUCAAUACUCCUCCAAGAUCUGAUGUUGUGUUGUGGCUAGCUAAUUAAUUAAUACUAUUAUCUAAAGUGUCGUAUGUUUACCCCUAUCAACUUUAACCUUAACCGCGACAAUUUUGUCGUACGAGACACGACGUCAGUCUCGGACCAUAUUAUUUACUUAACUACAAUCGAUCGUCAAAUUACGCAAAAGCAAAAGGAAAUCAGCUUCGCGAACCCGCUUUUCAGUUCUAUUCUAAUUCGCUGAGGCAAGAGUCGUACGCCAGACCAUUGAGCAUAAAAUGUGCGGUUUGAAAUUAUUUUUAGGAUUUAUAUUUACAUAUUGUUUACUGGCGAAUAACACUUUUGGAUUAUCUCCUGUUAUUUUGAUUCCAGGAGAUGGUGGGAGUAGAUUGGAAGCGAGACUGAAUAGAACAACAGUGGUACAUUACAUCUGCGGGAAAAUUUCGGAUUAUUUCAACAUCUGGUUGAACUUGGAACUGCUGGUGCCUAUUGUGAUUGACUGCUGGGUUGAUAACACCAGGCUAGAGUAUGAUAAUGUCACAAGACUCACGAAGAACCCUCCGGGAGUGGAGAUCAGGGUGCCAGGCUGGGGGGACCCGGAGCCGGUGGAAUGGAUAGACCCCUCACAUGAAUCCCCUGGUUCAUACUUCAAUAGCAUAGGAGAUGCUCUAGUCAAAAUUGGAUAUGUGAGGAAUGUGUCCAUCAGAGGAGCUCCCUAUGACUUCAGAAAAGCACCAAAUGAGAACGGGGAGUUCUUCGUGAAGCUCAAAACCCUUGUUGAGGAGACGUACAACAUGAACAACAAGUCAGCGGUGACAUUCAUAGUCCACAGCAUGGGCGGGUCCAUGGCGCUGCACUUCCUCCGGCUGCAGCCUCAGAAGUGGAAGGACCAGUACGUCAGGCGGAUGGUGUCGCUGUCCACACCCUGGGGCGGAUCCAUGAAGGCCGUCAAAGUGUUUGCUAUUGGCGACAACCUGGGCUCGCUGAUGCUGCGCGAGAGCGUGAUGCGCGCGCAGGAGAUCACGUGCCCGUCGCUCGCGUGGCUGAUGCCGUCGCCGUUGCUGUGGAAACCCGACGAGGUGCUGGUGCAAACGGACAAGUUCAACUACACCAUCGGCGACGUGCACAAGUGGUUCGCCGACAUGGACCUGCCCGAUGCGUGGGAGAUGUUCAAGGACACUCAGAAGUACAAGAGCGACUUCACGGCGCCCGGCGUAGAGGUGCACUGCUUGUACGGAUACAACAUAUCUACUGUUGAGAAACUAGUUUACAAGCCGGGUACCUGGCUAGACGGUUACCCCACUCUAUCCAUGGGAGACGGGGAUGGCACAGUCAACCGUCGGUCUCUCAGCGCCUGCGAGUACUGGGCCAAGAGGCGCGGCUUCACCACCCUGAACAGGGGGAAACCGGUGAAGUCCUUAGCGCUGGCCAACGCGGAACAUCUGAAGAUAUUGCACGAUCAGAGGGUCAUAGAUUACGUUAGAACCGUCAUGAGUAUUUGAGGUGAGGGUAGGUAUAGAAAAUGUUAAUUUUCAGACCAGUUUUACAAUUCUUUCUUGCAGGUGGUUCAGAAUAGAAAAAAAUAAGAAAAAGUCAUGGGAUGUUAUCUUUGGUCGCUUGCUAUCGUUAUUUCGCUACUUUUAAAUGGAAGACCGGGUAAUUUUAAAGAUAUAAAAUUAUGCGUGUAAUAGAUUAUGUAUAAAUAGAGAAAUGAGGGUAGUUCAAAUACCUCAAUUAUUGAAAUAACAUUGUCAUGUAAUUACUUCGUCAUUCAAACUAAAUUAUAUGCCUUACCAUUCCGCUGCCGAAAGCAUUUCAAUAGCGUAUUAAGAUUUAAGACAAUUUAUAGGUGAAGGGAGUUCUAUCAAUAAGCCAAUAUUGUCAAGGUAUGAUCUUGAUUUCGUCUCAUUUCAUGUUAUUUAGUAAUUUAUUCAUCACAUCAUAAGCAGAGUGUGCUAUACAUGACGUAAAUAUGUUAAGACUGUUACUAGUAUUUCAAUACUGAGGGUAGUGCAAUAUUUCUUUAUAUAACUAUCUAAUAGUAUUAAAGUGUAUCAUUUAUAGAGAACAUAAUAGCUGGUCGUACACGUACGGGUAUGUCCGUCAGAUCUGUCCGGCGGGCAGAUCCGCGGUUCGCCACACACGAGACGGGCAUUAGUUCAAAUCCUGAUUCCAGCAUAUAGAGUCUUCUCAUAUUAGCAAAAAAUUGCGAUAAUAUGUCUUGGUUUCAUUUAAAUAUUUUAUGCGGGCUAGCUAAUAAUAUUGCAUAUUUUCAUGAUAUAAGUACAACUUUGUGCAACUUUUGGUAGCUACUUAGAAGAGAUGUGCUAACAGUUAUUCGUAUUUGAGACCCCAAAAUGAAGCUAUGCAUUUAACUUAGUGUCGUAUACUUAUUAAAAGUGAUCGUUAAAUUCAUGAAUUGCUCUCUAGUAAAUGCUUGUCGGAUACUUAUUUUACUUUCUCUAAUAUAAGUCUUAACACAUCCUAACGAUAUAUGGUAAAGAUAAAUAAUAACAGCUAAUUUGAGCAGAACAAAACGUGUCUGUCAAAUAACCUUACGAGUAAAUAAUGUUAAAUAAAAAAAUAUAUUUUCCUUAUUAAUAAAAUACUGAGUAUGAAACGUAAAGCUUCCACGGCUGUGAUAUAAGCUCUCUGUAUAUUUUAUUGUAUAUUUUCUGAUUUUGUUAAAGGCAGUACAUAAUAUUUUUUUUUUACCUUAAAUGAUUUUCUGGUUGGUGGAUACCUAACUCACUUGAAGCCAGGGUAGGUUACUAGUCUGUAAUUUUAAGCAAUAACUCAAUUCUUAUAUGAUGGAAUAAUUUGCAUUGUAUAAAGUCGUGUAAAGACACAUAAAUAAAAUGUUGCUUUGGCAUCAAUAUCCACAAGUAAAAAUAAAUUGUUAUAUGUCUUAUAGAAAAGAUUUGUCAACAUUUAAAUACUACUUAAACUGAAGCAUUUUUCAUUAUAUAUACAUGUGCCUGCGAUAAUCGCUCGUAAAUUGCCAACUUUUAAUGUUAAGAAACAAAAUAAAAUAAAUGAAAU